GUUCAGUUCUAUCCGUUCUGUAUUAGAGAAUCAUGUCGGGCCAACUACCAGCAACAUUUGUGAAGGGCUUCCACAAUGAGGAGCUAGUGCGUCGCAUGGAAUAUCGUCCUCUGGGCAACACAGGACUAAGGGUGUCCAAAAUCGCUUUGGGUGGAGCCACAUUGAGUGCGUUGUUCGAUAGCAAAUUCGAUCGUGAGGAGGGCAUCAAAACUGUGCAUGAGGCCAUCAAAUCGGGAAUCAAUUAUAUCGAUACGGCUCCCUUCUAUGGACAGGGCAAGUCGGAGGAAUUGCUUGGUGAAGCCUUAAAGGAUGUGCCACGGGAGGCUUAUUACAUAGCCACCAAAGUGGCUCGCUAUGAACUGGAUCCUAAUCUAAUGUUCGAUUACACAGCCGCCAAGGCUCGGGCAAGUGUUCAGAAGAGCUUAAAACUCCUGGGCCUGGAUGCUGUCGAUGUCCUGCAAGUGCAUGAUGUGGAUGCAGCUCCCAGUUUGGAUAUGGUAUUAAAUGAAACUAUACCAGUCCUGGAAGAUUAUGUAAAACAAGGCAAGGCACGCUUCAUAGGCAUCACUGGUUACGAUGUUGAUGUCCUGAAGGAGUGUGCCGAACGGGGCAAAGGACGUAUUCAUUUGGUCCUCAAUUAUGCUCGCUACACUCUGCUGGACAACACACUUCUGCGUCACAUGAAGGCCUUCAAGGAGCUAAAUGUGGGUGUCAUUUGUGCGGCUGCCCAUGCUCUGGGUCUGCUCAGCAAUGGUGGCCCACAAGUCUGGCAUCCCGGCAGUGAAGAGCUCCAAGCUGUGGGUCUCCGUGGUGCCGAAAUUUGCAAGCAACGCGGCGUGGAACUAGGAAAAUUGGCCAUGUACUACACCAUGCAAUUGGAUGGUGCUGCUACCUUCCUUAUUGGCAUUCCCAAUCGUCGUCUGCUCCAGAUCAACCUGGAUGCAAUUUUCAAUGGACUCACAUCGAACGAACAGGAAGUCUUGCAGUAUCUACGUGAAAAUGUCUUUACAAAAUCCUACAGUUGGGGUUCCACUCUAUCUACUGUGAAUAUGUUUAAGUGAUUGAACAUCCAGAUCAUGUGUAAAUUUAAAACUGAAUAUGGACUAAUUUAUUGUUAUAUGUAUUUUAUUCUGGAAAAUGAAAUAAAAAAAUAAUCAAUCUA
Drosophila willistoni is the source of this 1162-nucleotide messenger RNA. RefSeq names its product L-galactose dehydrogenase. The record is from RefSeq and is a predicted model, not a curated record. The coding region runs from base 33 to 1061 and encodes 342 amino acids. Gene Ontology annotation, cellular component: cytosol. Lineage: Eukaryota; Metazoa; Arthropoda; Insecta; Diptera; Drosophilidae. Gene Ontology annotation, molecular function: L-galactose dehydrogenase activity. The transcript is spliced from 2 exons.